UUAACUAAACUGAACACAACUUUGACUUAUGCAAUGAAGUUACUCCUCAGCUUGAGGCUACAAGUCAUCUGUGCACUUUGGAUACAUUGCAAGGAUGUGACUGUCACUCAUCUUUCACAGGACGAUAUUUUGCUCCUUAAGGAUGAGGCAGACCCGAAAUGUUUCACGAGGACAGAGGAGGAUUUCACCUGCUUCUUUGAGACCACAGGAAAUAGCACAUGCAAUUUCUACUACAACAUUGGCGAGCGGCCCAGAGAGAAAAGAUGUGACAUGUCAAUCCAGAGAACGACGGACGGGACGUUCCUCCACAUCUGCUCAUUCCCUUAUUUGGAUGUUGUCACCUACGUGGACAUACAUCUUAAAGUGGUGGAGCAGAACACCAACAUCACCAUCUGCAGUCGCACUGUCAGUGUGGAAGACCACAUUCUCCUGGCCGCACCCUUCAACGUGUCUUUACAGCAAAAUGGCAAAGCUGGCCAGCUGCAAAUUUCAUGGCUCAGCAGGGUGCCAAAAUACUGGGAGGAUAAAGUGAAAUACAGGAUCCAAUACUCCUCUGAAGGCAUGGGAGAGACGACGAAAGAGGGAAUUGAAAAGUGGGAUGACACAGGGGUGCUAGGACCGCUUAUCCCAGGGGAAGAGGUCCAAGUCCAGGUCGCAGUCAAGUGUGCCAACAGUGACAAUGCAGGACACUGGAGUCCCUGGUCAGAUUCUGCAAAGGAGAUGGUGCCACAAAGUGCAGAGGACGUUUCACUGAAGUGCUACACCCGUGACCUGCAAACAGUCACCUGUCAUUGGAACGUCAGCAGAUACAGCCAAACAAGACUUUUCUACAAAAUGCACCUGAGUAAGUCUUUGGGCUGGACUGACUGGACAGAGUGUCUGCAUGGCGGGAUGCUGACCGACCAAUGCCGUUUUCAGGGAGAUACGUCCAGAAAAGUCCUAAUCAAACUAAGCAGUCCCACAGUUCCACUCAGCAGAACCUUUUACAGCCAAGAGUUCACAAUCCAAAACAUCGUUAAAACAUCUCCACCAGCUGAUCUGAGAGGAUCUCUGGAGGGAGGGAGAUUGUGUUUGACAUGGGAGCCACCUCAUAUUUUUACUCUGUCUGCACACAUGCAAUAUGAAGUUGGCUGCCAAAUCAGAGAGAGCAAAUCAUGGCUGUUGGUUUCCCUGAAGGGCCCAUCAACAAGCACAUGUCUGGAGACUCCCUCAAGGAGCCAAUACAAGGUGAAGGUCAGAGCGAAACCAAAUGGAUAUUUUUUUUCUGGUCAAUGGAGCGACUGGUCGGAUGUUCUCACGGGAAAAACUCCUGCAGGAAUAGAUACUUUGCUUAUGAUUUGCAUUCCUGUCACACUGCUGAUAACUGCUGUCAUCUUCAUCUCUUUGGUUUUUACUUAUUUCCAAAAACUGAAGCAGUGGUUGUGGCCGCCUGUGCCAAACCUCGACAAAGUCCUUCAGAGUUUCCUCACUGAGACCAACUUGCAGAAUUGGGACCUCCCAGUCACGACAAAACAGUACUUUGAGGAGGCGUGCUCUUCUUCUUUGGUGGAGGUCAUGUCUCAGCAGGAGGUCUCAGGGUUGGGUAAGUCGUUCCACGAAUCGACUCAACUCCUGUCGUCAGAACCAGAGCACGGCAGCGGAGACCAGGAAGAGGAAAGCCCCAGAACAGAACUGAAAGUGUUUCCAGACUAUGUGACUCUGAACAGGGAGAGUGUCAUUAUAUGUGCCACAGGAAACAAGUAUGUCUGUGAGCAGUUUGGGGAGAUAAGAGGCCCGGGAAUGGAGGGUGAGUUUCUUCCAAAAACCUGUCACUGUUUCUACACCGAUGACUCGGUCUGUGUCCCCACUGGCUUGGACAAUGACUUACUGAACCAUUCCUACUUGCCUCUUUCCGAGCCUGCAGUCACUGAAAAAGGGGCUGACAUUAGAGAGCCUGGCAACCUUUAUACAAACUUACCCUGCAGUAACAAGUUAUAGUUACAUUGCACAUAUGUUAUUGUCAAAUAUGAGCAUGCUGGUAAUCAAUCAGCACAUCACUUUUCUACUGUAUCAGUAUCUCAGUCUUCUUUAUUUCUACUAAAAAAAAUGCAUUUGAAGCAAACAUUGUGAUAUAUAAACAUGUUUUUAAGUCAUAUGCAGUUGGAAACAUUUUACUACAUAGCGUUUAGCCAGUAGAGGGAGCAAGCGGGUUGCAAAAACAAUGACUGGUGGAUGGCUGGUGCUAAAG
Messenger RNA from Entelurus aequoreus (snake pipefish), 2227 nucleotides. It is a transcript of the gene mpl, whose product is annotated as MPL proto-oncogene, thrombopoietin receptor. Gene Ontology annotation, molecular function: protein binding; cytokine receptor activity. Lineage: Eukaryota; Metazoa; Chordata; Actinopteri; Syngnathiformes; Syngnathidae. The transcript is spliced from 12 exons. Gene Ontology annotation, cellular component: external side of plasma membrane. The record is from RefSeq and is a predicted model, not a curated record. The coding region runs from base 34 to 1977 and encodes 647 amino acids. Gene Ontology annotation, biological process: cytokine-mediated signaling pathway; hemopoiesis; positive regulation of cell population proliferation.